AGUAACAAGAUUUAGCUAAGGGAAGACGGAGACUAAUUGCAAUUAGCAAUUGCGGUCCCAAGUUCGAACCCUAAUCAAAUCGAACCUGAGCUGUAUUGUGGAGCAAGAAAAGAAUUCACAUGAUUUAAAGAGCAAGAAAAGGAUCCACAUCGAAUCUGUUCAGAUCGCCGGAAAUGGAUAGUAGUUGGCGGAGGACGGUGGGGAACGUAAGGUCGUUCUUCGGCAACCUGACCGGAGGUCUGAGAGGAGGUCCCAAUUUGGCUUCCUGGCUCGUCGCCGGAACCCUAGCCUACUAUCUAUGGGUCAAGCCUUCCCGAGAACUCAAGAGGGAGCACGAGGAAAACAGAUUGUUAUAUGAAAGCAAGAAGAAAGCUGAUAAAGCUUCUUAAUUAAGGACUUGAUGUUGCUGUGGUUCUUUUAUAACAGCUCGUAAUCUUCUACUUCCCGUCUUCCGGACAGAAUUACAGUUAACUGUGAGAAUAAAGCUUCUGGUGCAGUGGUAAAACUCAUAUAAUUUUGUUUUGUAUUUUUCAAAUAUUGUGAGUAGACAUAUACAAGGAGAUGUGUGAUCUUCUAUAUUAAUUAUGAUUCGAUAGUGCAAUGACGGUUUCUAUGAUACGUCUCUUGAGGCUUUUUAGUCUUUUUGUUCCCCUGUACAAUUUCUCUCCGAUAUGCAUCCCCACACCCUUUGAAUAAGAAUUCAAACCAAGUAAAGGAUUUGUUGUGAA
Molecule: messenger RNA, 728 nt
Organism: Cuscuta campestris
Lineage: Eukaryota; Viridiplantae; Streptophyta; Magnoliopsida; Solanales; Convolvulaceae
Source: the annotation of a GenBank genome assembly